AUCAAGUGGAUAGUCUUGUGUGUUUACUUAAUAGUAGUUUGGUUGAUCGUUUUCAUAUAAAAAUCGAAUAACCUACAAAGCGACUUCAGAGAGAUAAUUUCAGCGCGCGCUGAAUAAACCACCGUACACGCCUGCCGAAAACAAAGUAGCCUACUAACAAGAAUGGCGAAGGGAGUUUAUUUAGAGCAUUAUUUAGACAGCAUCGAGGGACUUCCCUGCGAGUUGCAGAGAAACUUCUCAUUAAUGGAGGAUUUAGAUAAUAGAACUGAAGAGAAAAAAACUGAGAUAAGUGAUUUAGCUUCUGAGUAUGUUGCAAAAGUUAGAAAUUUGGCAUCCGAGGAGCGUGCCCAGCAUUUAAAGAAGAUUGAGAAUGCCUACAGCAAAUGCAAAGAGUACAGCGAUGACAAAAUUCAGCUUGCAAUGCAGAUUUAUGAAAUGGUGGAUAAACACAUCCGGCGGUUGGAUGCUGAUCUUGCACGCUUUGAGAAUGAUCUGCAGGAGAAACUGGACAUGGGAAGCAUGGAUAGCUCAGAUGAGAAGCAGUUGCGAAAGGAUAAGAAUAUAAAAGACAAGAGGGGAUCACUUGGAAGAGACAAGAAAGGAUCAGAUCAAGACUCACCCAAGCAGAAAAAGCAGAAAACUGGUGCCAACAUAAGUGAAUCUCUGCUCGCAAUGCACCCAUCAGAUGUCCUGGAUAUGCCAGUGGACCCUAAUGAACCCACAUACUGUUUGUGUAGUCAAGUAUCAUAUGGAGAAAUGAUUGGAUGUGACAAUUCUGAUUGUCCAGUAGAAUGGUUUCACUUUGCUUGUGUCGGCCUAACAACCAAACCAAAGGGAAAAUGGUACUGCCCACGAUGCACCCAAGAUAUGAGGAAAAAAUAGUCUACUUCUACAAUGCAUCCUGAAUCAAAUCUCCAGUUUUUACAACCUUUUCAAGUGGAAAUCAAUUAACCUUUUAUAAAAGUGCCUUUGCUAUGUAGACGAUCAUGAUUGUAACAACCGGGAAGAAUAUUAAAUGAAUUUUCCAGUUGGUGCCAGCAGAGGGCUUGGAUCUCUAUUCAUUUUGCUGUAGAAUAAAGUUUAUUUAUGUUGAUGACUUUUAUGCCUUGUCUAAAUAGCUUGAUCUUGUAUCUUACUAUAUAUAAUAUGUAAAUAUUUUUUUAUUUUUUUUAUACAAUUUUAUGUUAAUCUAAACCCUUCGCUCUCAUAAGACUUAACUGUAACAGUUACGUGGGCAUACCAGUGAAUCGUAUAAUGAAAUAAUUUGACAAAGUUAGAAUCCGAUCAGUAUAGGGAAAUGUAGUUCUUUGAGUACUCCACCUACCGCGGUGCAAUAGAAAUGGAGACUACAUUUCCCGUCAUGCAACGCCCGUCAGGACUCAUGGACGGAACCCAUUUGCAAACAGCAGUUUGAGGUUGCAGGAAACUUCUGAUCACAGUUAGUUUUUUUUUUUUUCGCGCAUUUUAAUAAUAUUUAAUUAAGAUUUUUAUAAUAAUAGGUUAAUAAAAACCUGAUCAACCUAAAAAGCUACGUUUAGUGAAGUCCAAACACUGGGCUGGGUCGACAGUUCCGCUUCCCCUCCGCCAUAGCAGACAGAUCCCGGGAACAAGAAGAAGUUAACGCCAAAAAACAAAAAGGUUGAUCUCUGAAACCCUAUUACCCCUCUGAGUGUGUUUCCCUGUCAUGUCUGAGAACGGAGAGCUGGAGGACAAACCCCCUGCCCCCCCAGUCAGAAUGAGCAGCAACUUUAGCAUCGGCAUCAAGGACAGUAUGUCAACAAACCCCAGUUCUAAACCCCUGCCCUCCGUCCCAGAGGAGAAGAGGGACAAGCCGCGCAACAAGAUCAUAUCCAUAUUCUCAGCAGAGAAAGG
Molecule: messenger RNA, 1872 nt
Organism: Carassius gibelio (silver crucian carp)
Lineage: Eukaryota; Metazoa; Chordata; Actinopteri; Cypriniformes; Cyprinidae
Product: inhibitor of growth protein 5-like
Exons: 9
Coding region: 163-882 (239 amino acids)
Biological process (GO): positive regulation of DNA-templated transcription; positive regulation of apoptotic signaling pathway
Cellular component (GO): nucleus
Molecular function (GO): chromatin binding
Source: RefSeq, a predicted model, not a curated record